GUCAGCGGAAGUGGGCGGAGUCCGGCGGAAGUGCGUGCGGGACGCCGAGAGCGCGCUGCAGUGCUAGCGGAUCGGAGAGCAGAAGCGGCGCCAUGUACCGGGUGGAGGAACGGGGCCAAGUGUACACCAGCUCCUACAAGUUGUAUUUUCGCAAUGCUCAGGGUCAGCUAAUUUCUCCUUUGCAUGAUAUCCCACUUUGGGCUUCAGAGUCACAGAAUGUGUUUAACAUGGUUGUGGAGGUUCCUCGCUGGACCAAUGCAAAGAUGGAGAUUGCAACAAAGGAACCAUUGAACCCAAUCAAACAAGAUGUUAAAAAGGGGAAAAUGCGAUUUGUGGCAAAUAUUUUCCCCUAUAAGGGAUAUAUUUGGAACUAUGGGGCUCUUCCACAGACUUGGGAAGACCCUACCCAUACUGAUGACUUGACUAAAUGUCGUGGAGACAAUGAUCCUAUUGAUGUCUGUGAAAUUGGAACCAAAGUGUAUGAAAGAGGUGAGGUUAUCCAGGUAAAAGUUCUGGGUACCCUGGCAAUGAUUGAUGAAGGUGAAACUGACUGGAAGAUUAUUGCAAUUAAUAUUAAAGAUCCUGAUGCAGAUAAAUUUAAUGAUAUUGAUGAUGUGAGAAGGCUAAAGCCAGGAUAUCUGGAAGCCUCCGUUGACUGGUUCAGGCGAUACAAGGUGCCUGAUGGAAAACCCGAAAACCAGUUUGCAUUCAAUGGUGAAUUCAAGGAUAAGGACUUUGCCAUUAAGGUGAUCAAAAGCACACACGCUUUUUGGAAAACUUUGAUAAUGAAAACAUCCUCUGUUGGAGAAAUUAACUGUACAAACACAACAGUAUCUGAUAGUCCCUUCCUGUGUUCUGAAACUGAUGCUACUGGUUUGCUGGAAAAGUUGUCAGAACACAGAUCAGGUGAUUCAGAGUCAAUGGAAGUGAACAACUGGUGGUUUGAGAAAAAGAAUUGAGCAAAGAACUUAUUAUUGCUGCUGUAAUCCAAAUUAUUCACCUGCGCUAUGUUAUCUAUACAGCAUUGAAGGAAAUGUGAAGAUGACUACUAAGUGUACAUCUGUGAUGAGUGGUAUUUACUUUUGAUAAUUUAAUUGCCCAAUAAAUAUUCAUAACCGAUCUGUCUGUUUCAUCUGAUAUUACUCA
Messenger RNA from Mobula hypostoma (lesser devil ray), 1146 nucleotides. RefSeq names its product inorganic pyrophosphatase-like. Gene Ontology annotation, molecular function: magnesium ion binding; inorganic diphosphate phosphatase activity. Bases 93 to 959 code for a protein of 288 amino acids. Gene Ontology annotation, cellular component: cytoplasm. NCBI's taxonomy places the organism in Eukaryota, Metazoa, Chordata, Chondrichthyes, Myliobatiformes, Myliobatidae. Gene Ontology annotation, biological process: phosphate-containing compound metabolic process. The record is from RefSeq and is a predicted model, not a curated record. The transcript has 11 exons.